UAAAUCACAUAGAGCUCCACCGACUCUCAGUUUGCAUCCUCCUCUCUGCUCACUCGCUCUGAGCUCCCUCUGUCUCUCCUCCUUUCUGCAUCUGCUGGUUACUCUCCCCGUCAACCUUGUGAGGGUGUCUUCCCCUGAUCAUCUGCAACAGUUUUUCAACUAAAGAAAUACAAACUUUUUUUCUCCAAAGCUUGCGAGACACUGAGACCCAACUGUCACCAUGGAGGCCAUCAAGAAGAAGAUGCAGAUGCUGAAGUUGGACAAGGAGAACGCCAUCGACAGGGCAGAACAGGCCGAGUCCGACAAGAAGGCAGCCGAGGAUAAAUGCAAACUGCUGGAGGAUGAGCUGCUCGCUCUGCAGAAGAAACUGAAGGGAACAGAGGAUGAGCUUGACAAGUACUCGGAGGCCCUGAAGGAUGCUCAGGAGAAACUGGAACUGUCGGAGAAGAAGGCCGCAGAUGCGGAGGGCGAUGUGGCAUCUUUGAACCGCAGGAUCCAGCUGGUGGAGGAGGAGUUGGACCGUGCUCAGGAGAGACUGGCUACAGCCCUUCAGAAACUGGAGGAGGCUGAGAAGGCUGCAGAUGAGAGUGAAAGAGGCAUGAAGGUGAUUGAGAACAGAGCCAUGAAAGACGAGGAGAAGAUGGAGAUCCAGGAAAUGCAACUCAAAGAAGCCAAACACAUCGCUGAGGAGGCAGACCGCAAAUACGAGGAGGUUGCCCGCAAACUGGUAAUCCUUGAGGGUGAGCUGGAGAGAGCAGAAGAGAGGGCAGAAAUUGCAGAACUUAAGUGUGCUGACCUGGAAGAAGAGCUGAAGAACGUCACCAACAACCUCAAGUCGCUAGAGGCUCAGUCUGAUAAGUACUCUGAGAAAGAAGACAAGUAUGAGGAAGAGAUUAAAGUCCUGAAUGACAGACUUAAGGAGGCGGAGACCCGUGCAGAAUUCGCAGAGAGGUCCGUGGCUAAGCUGGAAAAGACCAUCGAUGACUUAGAAGAGAACCUAUCGAAAGAAAAAGAGCAAAACGUAGGAAUGCACCAAGUCCUGGACCAAACACUGCAGGAGCUCAAUAGCUUGUAAAAUUCCAUGAAGAUCAAACAAAUAAAAAAAAAACAAAUUUUUUUUGUUUUGUGAAAGAUUUUCUACAUGCCAUCCAUUCUCUGUAAUUUCACUAUUAUUCCUAAACACGUACCCCUUUUAUAUAUUUAUGGUUCUUUUUGUUUCUUUUCCCUUUUAUUUUUUUUUUAAUUUUAUUUUUUUUUUUAAUGGUUUUGGGACCAUAUGAUAAUCAGUUUUGGUGCUAGAAAUUGUGUUGUAGACCAAACUCUGAGCACAAAUUAAACUGAACAUGAUGAUAAAGUGA
Messenger RNA from Perca fluviatilis (European perch), 1358 nucleotides. RefSeq names its product tropomyosin alpha-1 chain-like. Lineage: Eukaryota; Metazoa; Chordata; Actinopteri; Perciformes; Percidae. Bases 221 to 1075 code for a protein of 284 amino acids. Gene Ontology annotation, cellular component: actin filament. Gene Ontology annotation, biological process: muscle contraction; actin filament organization. The record is from RefSeq and is a predicted model, not a curated record. Gene Ontology annotation, molecular function: actin filament binding. The transcript has 9 exons.